CAUUCGUUGGUUUAGAAAAAAAAGAAGAAGAAGUGUGCCACAGGUCUGCCCGCCUCACGCGGCGUGUCGGUUAAUGGGCAGACACACUGUAGUGCGUUCAGUCCAUUCACCCGCCGCCGCCGCCGGGCGUGGGGGAUGGGCGGUGUAUUUCCGCUUGUAGCUUACCGCGCUAUCUAGCUAAUUUAGCUGCCGGCAGAUUAGCACGGGGACGUACCUGGCGUUGGAUUUAACUUGCACGGAACCGGUCUGAGCCGCGCGGCGCCCUGCUGCAGCCACACGGACUCAGAUGGCGACACAAAGAGGCGCAGCUACAUUCGAAAGGGACUGUGAGUUCUUGCUGAGGACAACGCAGCUAUGAUGCGCCUCUGAAGACGUCUUGAUCACAUGGGCUCCUAUGCUGUGCUGACCCAAUGGUUUAAUCGCCAGCACUAAAAAUGAGCAUAAGUAGUGAUGAGGUCAACUUCCUGGUUUACAGAUACCUGCAAGAGUCAGGCUUCUCCCACUCGGCAUUCACCUUUGGCAUAGAGAGCCACAUUAGCCAGUCUAACAUCAAUGGAGCCCUGGUGCCCCCUGCUGCCCUCAUCUCUAUCAUCCAGAAGGGCCUGCAGUAUGUGGAGGCUGAAGUCAGCAUCAAUGAGGACGGAACCUUAUUUGACGGGCGGCCCAUCGAGUCUUUGUCUCUGAUCGAUGCCGUGAUGCCAGAUGUUGUCCAGACCAGACAGCAGGCCUACAGGGACAAGCUGGCCCAGCAGCAGCAGGCGGCGGCAGGCAGCGGCAGCAGCAGCACAGGAUCCCAGGGAAGCACGAAGAACGGAGAGGGCGCUGCCAACGGGGAGGAAAAUGGAUCCCACGCCUUAGCCAAUCACCACUCGGAGAUGAUGGAGGUGGAUAGAGAUGUGGAGAUCCCGCAGAGUAAAGCCAUGGUCCUGAGGGGCCACGAGUCUGAAGUUUUUAUCUGUGCCUGGAACCCAGUGAACGACCUCCUUGCCUCUGGGUCCGGGGACUCGACAGCACGAAUCUGGAACCUGAGUGAGAACAGCACAGGUGGAUCCACGCAGCUGGUUCUGAGGCACUGCAUACGGGAAGGAGGCCAGGACGUGCCCAGCAACAAGGAUGUCACCUCACUAGACUGGAAUAGUGAGGGAACGUUGCUCGCCACAGGAUCAUAUGAUGGCUUUGCUAGAAUAUGGACAAAAGAUGGUAACCUGGCCAGUACGCUUGGUCAGCAUAAAGGUCCUAUAUUUGCACUCAAGUGGAAUAAGAAAGGAAACUUCAUCCUCAGUGCUGGUGUUGACAAGACCACAAUUAUUUGGGACGCACACACAGGGGAGGCAAAGCAACAGUUUCCUUUCCACUCUGCACCUGCUUUGGACGUAGACUGGCAGAGCAACAACACGUUUGCCUCCUGUAGCACAGACAUGUGCAUCCAUGUGUGUAAGCUGGGUCAGGACAGACCUGUCAAGACCUUCCAGGGACACACGAAUGAGGUCAAUGCCAUCAAGUGGGACCCCACUGGGAGCUUGCUAGCCUCCUGCUCUGACGACAUGACACUCAAGAUCUGGAGUAUGAAACAGGACUCGUGUGUCCACGACCUCCAGGCCCACAGUAAAGAAAUCUACACAAUCAAGUGGAGCCCCACAGGCCCCGGGACCAACAACCCCAGUGCCAACCUCAUGUUGGCCAGUGCGUCAUUUGACUCAACAGUGCGUCUGUGGGACGUAGAGCGCGGGGUGUGUAUCCACACACUGACCCGCCACCAGGAGCCCGUCUACAGUGUGGCCUUCAGCCCUGAUGGCAGGCACCUCGCCAGCGGCUCCUUCGACAAGUGUGUCCACAUCUGGAACACUCAGACUGGUGCUUUAGUCCACAGCUACCGGGGGACAGGAGGGAUCUUCGAGGUGUGCUGGAACGCCACAGGGGACAAAGUAGGAGCCAGCGCAUCAGAUGGAUCGGUUUGUGUAUUAGACCUGAGGAAAUGACACUCACCUGGUGGAGCCAUGGACCGACUACGAAUGUGUACAUAGCCAAAAUGACUGACUUGUCCCUGCCUGUCCGGCACACUGCUGUAGUCCCAUCAGACGCAAUGGCCCGCCAUCACAGCCCCUCCACCUCCCACCCAUCUGCCUGUCUCUCCUAUGUACACACCAGGACCACACCUUUGCCACAUACAGUUCUUCUGCACACGUAUGUCACAGGUCUGUGUGGACUCUCCCGGACCUGCUGGAAGAAGCAUGUUGUCAACCAGUUCCGCCACAUUGGACCCGUCGUCGUACGCAAACAAAAGCACCAGGAUUCUUCUCGCUUUCCCUCUUUUUAUCCUUUGUACCAGAUUUUUAAAGACUUUUGUUUUCUUCUGUUGGAGUGUGCAUAUUGCAUAUGUCAGCAUUUGGUGUCCUGUGGACAUUGUUGUGUCGAAUUUGGAUUAAACUGAUCUGUGUAGGUUUUAUAUUAACGUGUGGGUUGGGAGAGAGGGGAGGGCCCGGGCUGUGGGAGAUGUUUGUCUUUUCCUGCCGGUGUUAAAGCUGUUCAUCGGGCGAUUUUCAUCUUGAUCUUGACUUGGCUCAGAAGAUGAAAUGGUUGAUCACUUUGUCGACUAUUUUUAUCCAAAAGGUUUGUCCCAUUUUGGCCCACCCUUUUUCUUUUUUUUAUCAAAGUCUGAAGCAGUUAAUCAGAGGCUGAACUGUCCUUUGUUGGGUUUUUUUUACAACUUUUAUCCUCACAAGUGGUUUUCAGGUGUUUUUGUUCAUCAGGUUGAUGUGGAGCUCUAAAGAAUUGAAAACCUCUGCAGCAUUAACACUGUCAAUCUCGCGCUCCAACCGCGUGUUGGGCAGAACCACACCAGCGGGAGUUAACGCGUCGACAGCUCGAGGUUCAAGGAGACGGCCAUGCUUUUGUGGCGUCGCUUCAGCCUCUGGGUCGUGCGGUGAAGGACGCAGGAAAAGUCCAUGACCUGUCGAAUUCAUCUGACGUGAAUAUGUGUUAUCAGUCAUAAUUGUGCUUUUUUUUUUUUUUUAACUUGUGGCCAUCCAGUGCUGAAUGAUAAUCAGACUGAGUCUAAUCGUGUCCCUCUUCCUCUGCUUGGUCGUUAAACAACAGAACAUCGCUUGCAGCAUCUCCUCCUCUGGCGGCGCAGCGUCGUUUGGUCGCACCUUCGUAAAACACAACUCAAACAUUCGCUCACAGCCGAACUGACGUCUGUGGUUUGUCUUGUUGAGCAGUCAGCUUCAAACUUUUCACUCUGUAACGUGUGCAGCUCUUCAUAUCCACUGUCGACACUACAGUCCUUGGUUUGCUGUUGUCAGGCAGUUGUUGCCCAACAUUAACACACACACACACACACUCUGGAGACGGGCUGCGUUCAGGCCUAUGCACAGAUAGACAGUGCUUUUAUUUGUAGUGUUCAAAUAGAGUUGCCGUUUUGGGGCAGACUCGCAGCAUAUGACUUGAUGUAUCAUGGUAUCUGCAUAUAAUAUAUAUAUAUAUGUAAAAUAUAUAUAUAUCUGCGCUAUCACAGGGGAGUCUUUUGUAUGCCACUCAGUGCUAAGGGUGGAUUUUAAAAUAACUUUUUGAAGACGCUUGAAAUACAGUAUGUGAUGUUGCCGUGCAUCACCAGGGGUCGUGACCAUGAGGAUUGUUUUGUGUUUUUUUGUUUUUUAAUUUUUUUUAUAAAAUACCAUUAAACAGUCAGUGAAAUAAAAGAUCAGCCCUUUGAGGGGAGUUUUUUUUUCUUUUUCCUUUGCACUUUAGGCUAAAAAAUGCAGCAAAACAGGGAGAUGUUCAUUCAAGCCAUCGUGGACAGGCCUGAUGUUUGAAACGCUCUUAAAGACGAAUCAGAGCCGAUGCCGAGAGUGCGGCACUCCAGCGGGGUCACAGGGUAACUGGCGUCCUGUCCGACUCCUGGGGGGUCAAUCGUGGUAUCCUGUAGCCAUAACUAACAUCCAGCGGCUUGAUAUACACAAACAUACACAGUCAGAGGAUUUGUUCAGAAUGUUACUUACUAAAAAAAAUUGUUCUGAAGCUGAAGACUAUUUUGAAGUUUGCUUUAAUACAGUCGGCAGUGAUUGGACUGUAACACAAAGACAAUUUCAAAGAUAUCUAUGACAGUGGAAUGGUAUUUUAUAAUGGUUAGGGGUUUUUUUUACACUGCGUUCAAGUGUUUGCUAUUUUUUUGUUUUUGGUUCUUACUGAAAGUACUAAUGUCAAUUCUAUCUUUGCUAUGUCAGAGAGCCCUUGAAGGUUUUGUACUUCUCAAAACUUUUGUAAUUCUGAUUCAUUUGUAGCUACUUGUACUCAAAAAUGAACAAAAAAGUUAUAAAAUUUGGAUUUUAAUUGUUGAUGUGUAACACAGAACAUGUAAAUACCAAUUUGCAGAUUUUGUUUUUGUUUUUGUUGUGUUGUCUUUGCCCUCACUUGCGUUGUACUCUUCUCUCUCACUCACAUGGUUGCGGUCUGCAGCCUCCGGAUCUGACUGUUGUAAUAUCACUCUGAUCUUAAGGUCUAGAAUAAAAUCUAUUUUGAUAAUA
This is a messenger RNA of Scophthalmus maximus (turbot), 4523 nucleotides long. It is a transcript of the gene tbl1xr1b, whose product is annotated as tbl1x receptor 1b. The record is from RefSeq and is a predicted model, not a curated record. The transcript is spliced from 16 exons. NCBI's taxonomy places the organism in Eukaryota, Metazoa, Chordata, Actinopteri, Pleuronectiformes, Scophthalmidae. Bases 435 to 1979 code for a protein of 514 amino acids. Gene Ontology annotation, biological process: regulation of transcription by RNA polymerase II. Gene Ontology annotation, cellular component: histone deacetylase complex. Gene Ontology annotation, molecular function: protein binding; transcription corepressor activity.